AUUGAAUACUAUAUUAUUUUUUAGAAUUUUUUUUUUGUUACAAUUUUUACUUUUACUCUCCUAUUCUAGAUUUAUGCAAUCAGCAUAUACUAGGUAUCUCAUCUUGCUUCUGUCACUCACUGCAACCAACCGUGCAUCUUAAGUUAGGACGACACAAAAAGCACACACAACACUACACAUCACAUGAAACUUUGUCUUGGAACCAAUAACCUUAUUAUUUAACAAAAAACCUUGUUGAAUCUCAAACACUACAAUUCAAUCAAACAUUGUUGUCAAGUUUCAAUUUUGAGUUCAAAGAUCUGUGCUUUAUCAAUGGAUAGUUCAGAAAAGGUUGUUGCUGUGAUUAUGGUGGGUGGACCCACCAAAGGUACUAGAUUUCGACCUCUUUCAUUCAAUACUCCAAAACCCCUUUUUCCUUUGGCUGGACAACCAAUGGUUCAUCAUCCAAUUUCUGCUUGUAAAAGGAUACCAAAUUUGGCUCAAAUAUAUCUUGUUGGAUUCCAUGAGGAGCGAGACUUCGCUCUAUACGUCUCUUCAAUUUCGAAUGAGCUGAAAUUACCAGUAAGAUAUUUGAAGGAGGAUAAACCACAUGGCUCAGCAGGUGGUCUUUACUACUUCAGAGAUAUUAUCAUGGAAGACAGUCCAUCACAUAUCUUUCUGCUAAAUUGUGACGUUUGUUGUAGUUUUCCACUACCAUCCAUGCUUGAUGCUCAUAUAAAGUAUGGUGGAAUGGGGACAAUGUUGGUAAUCAAGGUUUCAGCUGAAUCUGCUAACCAAUUUGGCGAGUUGGUGGCUGAUCCAGAAACUCAUGAGUUGCUGCAUUAUACUGAGAAACCCGAGACAUUUGUCAGUGAUUUGAUAAAUUGCGGUGUAUACAUUUUCACACCUGAUAUUUUUACCGCCAUUGAAGAUGUUUCUGUGAACCGAGAAGGAAGAGCUAAUAUGCGACGUCUUUCCAGCUUUGAAGCUCUCCAAUCUGCAACGAGGACUCUUCCUAAAGAUUUUGUAAGACUUGAUCAAGAUAUUCUAUCACCUCUAGCUGGAAAGAAGAAAUUGUAUACAUAUGAGACAAAUGAUUUCUGGGAGCAAAUUAAAACUCCAGGACUGUCUUUGAAAUGCUCGGAAUUGUAUCUUGCUCAAUUCCGGUAUACUUCCCCGCAUCUUUUGGCCAGUGGAGAUGGUAAAAAGAAUGCUAAAAUUGUUGGUGAUGUAUAUAUUCAUCCAUCUGCCAAAGUUCAUCCAUCUGCAAAGAUUGGUCCAAAUGUUUCUAUCUCAGCAAAUGUUCGUGUCGGUGCCGGUGUUAGGUUAAUCAGUUGUAUAAUCUUGGACGAUGUUGAAAUUAAGGAAAAUGCAGUAGUCAUAAAUUCUAUUGUUGGAUGGAAGUCGUCGCUCGGAAGAUGGUCACGUGUACAGGCUGAUGGUGAUUACAAUGCAAAGCUUGGCAUAACCAUCCUAGGAGAAGCUGUGACUGUUGAAGAUGAGAUAGUGGUGGUAAACAGCAUUGUUCUUCCUCACAAGACUCUUAAUGUCAGUGUGCAAGAAGAAAUCAUCUUAUAAUCAUGCAUGAGAAAUGAGAUUUUUACUAGCCACUCAUCAAUAGAAGAGGCUUGUACCAUAUUGGUUUUCUCAUUUCUAUCUAGAAUUUGGUUUCUUAUAGGAGUGAUGAUAAAUUAAAGUAAAAGCCAUUACUCACUUCUAAUACACCAUCACAGAAUGUGGCAAGAAUUUUUGGUUUAUGUAUGAAUAUUCCAAUGUAUUAUUUAUCUAUCCUUCUAAUUUUGUUUAUUGUUCACAACUGAACCAAUAAAGUCAAUUAUUUAAGUGCAAAUCAAACCUUUUUUUGUGGGUGAAUUC
This is a messenger RNA of Trifolium pratense (red clover), 1854 nucleotides long. Its product is annotated as mannose-1-phosphate guanyltransferase alpha-like. Lineage: Eukaryota; Viridiplantae; Streptophyta; Magnoliopsida; Fabales; Fabaceae. The transcript has 15 exons. Bases 313 to 1557 code for a protein of 414 amino acids. The record is from RefSeq and is a predicted model, not a curated record. Gene Ontology annotation, cellular component: cytoplasm. Gene Ontology annotation, biological process: biosynthetic process.